GGCACUGCUUCACCUGGAAAAGCAUUGUUCAUGUUAUUAAAGGCCUUUAUUGGUACAGGUGUCAUCUUCUUGCCAGGAUCAUUUGCUAGCGGAGGUUUAGUCUUGUCUAUUAUCCUAAUGGUCGUCUUGGGCUCCCUUUGUCUUCUUGCAUUCCAACUCCUGGUACAGGCACAACAAAAGAUUGGUGGUUCCUAUGGCGACGUUGCUGAGCAUCUUUAUGGUCGCUACUUGAAGAUCUUGAUUAACUUUUUCUUGUGUAUCUCUCAAAUGGGCUUUGUUUCUUCCUACAUGAUUUUUAUUUCUGAAAACAUUGGUAUUGUCGUCAACACAGUCAACCAUUGUAAUGCUCCUUUUGAAGCCAAGUACUACAUUUGGAUCAUCCUUGCUGCGAUCAUCCCCAUCUGCUGGGUUCGUAAAAUUGCCCGUCUGUCUUAUGUGGCUAUCAUCGCCGAUACAUUCAUUGCCUUUGGUCUGAUCUGUAUCCUUUACUUCACCUCUAGUCAAAUUGCUCAACAUGGUCCUGGCAAUAAUAUCGUUCUUGUCAACAGCCAAGACUUUGCCCUUAUGAUCGGUACUGCUGUCUUUUCAUUCGAAGGUAUCGGUAUGGUUCUUCCUGUGGUUGAAGGCAUGAAAGAACCUAAAAAGUUCCCUCUCGUCUUGACUAUCGGUAUCUUUAUCUGUAUAUUCGUAUUCACUCUGAUCGGAACUAUUGGCUAUGUUGCCUAUGGUGAUGUUAUUCAAGCCAGUAUUGUUGCAAACAUCCCUCGUGUGCCUCUAUCUACGACUGUUCAGGUACUUUAUGCCUGCGCCAUGAUCCUGUCUUCUCCUUUCAUGCUUUACCCUCCUUUGUCAAUUAUCGAAAAAGCCAUCUUCAGAGACCGCUCAGGACAAAAGAGCGUCACCGUCAAGUGGCUUAAAAAUCUUGUUCGUUCCCUGAUUCCCAUCGUCUGCGCUGUUGUCAGUUUCAGUGUCGGUUCAUCCAACCUGGAUAAAUUUGUUUCCUUGGUUGGCUCAGUUGCCUGUUUGCCUCUUUGCUUCAUUUUCCCUGGUCUUUUCAACUUUAAGGUUACCAAGAAGAAGUAUUUGAGAGCUAUUGAUAUAUUCCUUAUUAUCUUUGGAUUCGGAGUUAUGGUUUAUACCAUGUAUAUCAACAUCAACUCUUGGGUUCAUCCCAAACCCAAGACUGGACCCGUU
This is a messenger RNA of Rhizopus microsporus ATCC 52813, 1194 nucleotides long. RefSeq lists its product as uncharacterized. NCBI's taxonomy places the organism in Eukaryota, Fungi, Mucoromycota, Mucoromycetes, Mucorales, Rhizopodaceae. The record is from RefSeq and is a predicted model, not a curated record. Gene Ontology annotation, biological process: amino acid transmembrane transport. The annotation marks the transcript as partial. The transcript is spliced from 2 exons. Gene Ontology annotation, molecular function: amino acid transmembrane transporter activity.